UAAUAUUAUGUGCUGUCAUCAUGGCAAAGAGAAAAGAAAUCAGUUAUUAGAAAUGUGUUAUUGACACUAUUAUGUUUAGAAAAGUGUUAAAAAAAAUCUUUUACGUUAAACAGAAAUUGGGGGAAAAAAUAUACAGGAGGGUUUUGACUUCAACUGUAUAUAUAGGUCACAUUUACUCAGCAUGAUGUGUUUACUGUAUGUUUGUCGCGGGUUACUGGGUGUCUGUGGGGUUAAGCUUGACCAAUGUUGGCCAGUCAGACGUUCGUAAGGAGUUUAUAAUAUUAUGUUCACCAUAUGGACUGUCUUACAGGUCUGCAGGAGUCCAGAAGAUCAUGGCGGAGGAGCACGCGACAGCCCGAGGGAUGACAGUAGGAGCAGAGGGCGGGGCUGAUGUCACAAAGGGGGUGUGGCCAGCGCAACCACGCCCCUUAUCACAUGACCGGGUCACCUUAGUAGUCGACGGGACACAUUUCGUAGUGGAUCCUGCAGUGUUUACAACAUACCCGGAUACAGUACUAGGAAGAAUGUUUGGUCGAGCGCGUCAGCACAGUUUUACGCGACCAAACACUAAAGGCGAAUAUGAAAUCGCUGAGGGAAUCGGUGCAAGUAUCUUCAGAGUCAUACUGGAUUUUUACAGAGUCGGCAUCCUGCACUGUCCAGAGGGCGUGUCUUUGGCGGAGCUGCGCGAAGCCUGCGAUUAUCUGUGUAUAAACUUCGACUACAACACUGUCAGAUGCAGAGACCUCAGCGCUCUCCUGCACGAGCUGUCCAAUGACGGUGCUCGGCGGCAGUUCGAGGUGUUUCUGGAGGAGCUGUUGCUGCCGGCGAUGGUUUCCAGCGCUCAGGAGGGAGAGCGAGAGUGUCACAUCGUGGUGCUCACAGACGAUGAUACUGUAGACUGGGACCACGACAACCCUCCACCGAUGGGAGAGGAACACUCGCAAAUCAUCUACAGCACCAAACUCUACCGUUUCUUCAAGUUUAUUGAAAACAGAGACGUCGCGAAAACUCAUCUUAAGGAGCGAGGCCUGAAAAACAUACGCAUCGGUAUCGAAGGAUACCCCACCUGUAAGGAGAAGGUGAAGCGGCGUCCGGGCGGGAAGUCGGAGGUGAUUUACAGCUACGUGCAGCGUCCGUUCAUCCAGCUGUCCUGGGAGAAGGAGGAGGGCAAGAGCCGACACGUGGACUUCCAGUGUGUGCGCAGCCGCAGCGUCCCAAACCUCAUCACCGCCAUGGGGGAGGGUCCUACUCGAGCUGGAGCCACGCCCACUCCACAGGUCGACGAGUUAGAUCGGCUGAACGGCCCCGCCCCUCCUGGCCUCGACCAAUGAUUGAUGAUUGAACUGAUAGAGAUGGAACACUGGACAAUACUCAAUGCUAUUAAAUUAUGUUGUGUGUUUUUAUAUUCAAUAUGUUUCAUGAAUAUUCAACCAUUUAUUCUUUCAGAGAUGAUUUCCUGUUCACCACUGUGUCCUUGAGACCCUGCUGUUACUGAAAAAGGCUUUGGUUAAGGCCCUGUCCACACAAACACGGGGGAUUUUCACAACCGCACUUCUUUCUAUGCAGUUUCGCUGUUUGUCCACACGAAAAUGCAGUGUCAGGUGACUGAAACCCAAACUUUCUGAAAACUCUGGGUACGGUGUGGUCUUGUGGACAAUAUGACAUCAGCGUGCAUGCUGUUUUCUGAUUUCUGAUUGGCCGACAUGGCUGGGUUCACGCCAACAAACGACUUGAAUAAGGCAAAUGUCUGAACAUUUGCGGCAAACGUAUCACAUAUGUCAUGUCGUUCGCCCGCACGACAAUAAUCCGCCUGUUUUCUCGUUUGCAUUAAUUUGAAUGCAAUUUACUCGUGUAAAUACUCAAUUCCCCAUUUGGUGUGAACUCAGUAUAAAAGUGUCAUCAUCGCCCCCUGUUGGUUCGGCGUGCUCUUAACAUGCAUCACAGCGCGGUUUGGCGAUUUCAUGUGGACAGACAUUUAAAAACGAAAGCGCGAAAAACGCUGUUUAUAAAUAUGCCCGUGCACAUGUGGACAUGGCCUAACACAACAUUUGCUGCUUACUAAUGCUCACCUUUUAAGUCAAUUACAUAAUCAUAUAACACUAUUUUUAAAAAAUCGUUUAUAUCGGUGACAUUUUCUAAAAUACACAAAAGGCCUGUGAAAUUUCUGCUUUAAUCACCAAAAUGUAACGUAUCAUGACGAAACAAAGGAUGCUAAUCUGAGUGGACGCACAAAACAGCCAACAUGAAACAUCAUUAAAAACACCUCUUUUUGUUUUUAUGGUUUGAUACGCUGCAUUAAAACUGAUCAACAAAUAAGAUUAGAGCCUUAGCUCGGGUGCCUUGAGCUGCUGAAGUUACUGUAAAACACCACUGGGUGGCGCUCAAGCACAAAACGCUCUAGCCGAGCGCACAGGAACUGCACAUCAAAUAGGAUUCAAGUGUCAAGUUUUAUUUUACGUAAUUUACUACUUCUACUUCUAACUUUUUUGCGCAAAUUUUUGCCCAAGUGUGUGUGUGUGUGUGUGUUGUGGAGGAGCUAUACAUAAAAGGAAACGCUUACACCAUGAAUACAGAAGGAAAGAGCCUGAAGGAGACGACGAAUCCUGUGUAAAAAUGAAUGUCAGAAGUGUAAAGUUGCACAGCGCCAUCUUAUGUACUGGAGUAUUUCUGUUUUUCAUUAAGCGCCAUCUAGUGUCAGCGAGUGAUUGAACACGUUCUCUCUGCUCAAUGUUGAAAAUGUCUCUUUAAACAAGCUUUUUGAAGAUAAGCUCAAGCAAAAACAAUCCUGAUGUGCACAAGCCUUUUUAUUCUGUUUAUUAAAAACACAUGAAGGGCUCUAUUUUAAUGAUCUAGGCACAAAGUCUAAG
Molecule: messenger RNA, 2867 nt
Organism: Danio aesculapii
Lineage: Eukaryota; Metazoa; Chordata; Actinopteri; Cypriniformes; Danionidae
Gene: kctd20
Product: potassium channel tetramerization domain containing 20
Exons: 7
Coding region: 198-1331 (377 amino acids)
Biological process (GO): positive regulation of phosphorylation
Cellular component (GO): cytoplasm
Molecular function (GO): protein binding
Source: RefSeq, a predicted model, not a curated record